Toxorhynchites rutilus septentrionalis is the source of this 1089-nucleotide messenger RNA. RefSeq names its product putative nuclease HARBI1. Bases 64 to 1089 code for a protein of 341 amino acids. The transcript is spliced from 5 exons. The record is from RefSeq and is a predicted model, not a curated record. NCBI's taxonomy places the organism in Eukaryota, Metazoa, Arthropoda, Insecta, Diptera, Culicidae.
UUUGAGUUUUGGUGGACUGAUGACGACGAUGAUGACGAAGGUUCGUAUAUGUAGACUACAAUUAUGCGCCUGGAAAGACGGAAACUGAGAGACAAAUGUAAUCCUCUCGAGAUACCGCAUGAUACGUUUGUAAAUUGUUUUCGAGUCUCAAAAGAUCUUUUUAAAUAUCUACUGAAUAUAGUUGAGAGAAAAUCAGUGGUUGUUGGAUCUUCAUCGGUGCUGCCAAUAAUUAAACUAUCAGCAGCGUUGAUAUUCUUCGCUGAAGGCAGUUACCAAAGAGGCGUAGCAAAUGAUUUGUUCGCGGGAAUGGCGCAACUUACACUGUCGAAGGCUUUAGCAUCCAUAAUUUCCAUUUUGGAAACGGAAGUUUGUCCAACUUCCAUACAAUUUCCUCUGGAUGAAGCGUCAAAAAACGCGAUUAAAUAUGGCUUUUAUAAGAGAACAGGAUUCCCAGGAGUAAUUGGGUGCGUUGACGGUACCCAUAUUCGGAUUAUUUCGCCUUGUGCUAAUGUUCAGCAUUUAUAUUACAAUAGAAAAGGAUUUCACAGUUUGAACGUCAUGUUGAUCUGUGAUCAUAAACAAAGAAUUCGCUACGUAGAUGCCAACAACCCUGGUUCUAACCAUGAUUCCUUUAUUUGGAAUAAAAGUCCAUUAGAUAGUGUACUAAAUGAGAAGCACGAAAAUGGAGAAAGAAAUACGUGGCUUUUAGGAGAUGCUGGAUACCCUUUGAAGCCCUAUUUGAUUACACCGUUUCGCACUUCUAUCAGUGCACCAAAUUUUCAACACACCAAAUUCAAUGAAAUACAUUCAAAAACAAGGAUGAUUGUUGAGAGAACCAUCGGAGUCAUGAAAAAUGUAUUUCGAUGCACUUUAGGCGCUCGCCAACUGCACUACAAACCAGAGAAGGCAACACGGAUUGUGAACGUGUGUUGUGCUCUACACAAUCUUAGGCUGCAGUUCAAUGUACCGACAAAUGACGAAGACUGGUUGUCGAUAGAAAAUGAUGAAAUGAUUGAAACUGCACCAAAUGAUGAAAUCAACAUUUCAGCCAUCGACAUUCGACAACAAAUUUUGAGCUCCAUUACUUAA